This is a messenger RNA of Pseudo-nitzschia multistriata, 7064 nucleotides long. The record is from the annotation of a GenBank genome assembly. NCBI's taxonomy places the organism in Eukaryota, Bacillariophyta, Bacillariophyceae, Bacillariales, Bacillariaceae.
AAUCAGUGCCGUGUCGUACAAGGAAGUACGAGUACCGUAGCGUUCAGUACGUACAGUUACAAUCGUGAAAAAUAUGAGGAUCCACACAAACGGAAUUUUUCAUUCCAAAUAGAAAGGCAUUGAUAUCGGCUGGAGAGUCAGGUGAACCAGAAUGACGCAGUCCCAACCAGAGCACAUGAUAGUGGAUGAUUGCGAUGGGUCUCUCCAACAACAAAGCCUUGUGCGACGCUUUCCUAGAGUUGGCGCCCAGUUCCAAACAAGGAUCUCCAAGUCGACGGGACCAAUCGUUCGUCCUACCCCUGAUCGAAUGUCGGUGAAUUUUCCAUUUCUUUCAGAAGAGGAAGCCAAAAAGCGAAAUCGUCUGUGCGGUAAUGGUAUGUUAGUUUAUCUACUUUGUCCUUUUUGAUAYGCAUGGUUAAAAUCUGCUCGCAAGCCAUGGGGCGAUCUCCGAGGUGGAUAUUUCGGUAGAGAAUACAAGAAGUAAAUGAUGACGAAUGAAGCACUGCACCCGUUAGAGUCUUUAAAUUGCUCUCAUGAGAUAAUAUUCCAGGUUUUGCACUUCGCCAUAGAKGCUCAUUCACGAAACCGAAUUUCAUCCCAGGUGUUUGCAACCAGGUCUUUCAAACUAAGUUGUAUCAUCUCAUCAUUACAUCUUUGUCUCCCUUUUUUUCAUCGUUGUUUGAUUUUGCUUCAUUGAUUGGAAGCGUUGGCACCACUUGGUUCCACCGAGGGCGAAACUCUAAGAAAUCUGAAUCUGAAGUUUUCUAUACGAAAAAGCAAUCGAGGUGGUUCGCUUAUUCACUCAUCGGUAAAGGAUAAGGCAGAMUUUUUGAACUUCGUUCGACCUUUCAUAGGUUCAAUAUCAAAUCACGUUAGACCACAGAUCACAAAUGAAGCUUGGGUCCAACAYAUGAUACACCUGCACAGUACAGGAUCGAUAGGAAAGAGAGGCCGCUCUUCUCGUGGUGUUGUGAAACGGAAAAGGCCGGAAAAUGAAGAAUUGGUAUGGAACUUGGAGAAGAUUCUUGAACGUCUCAACAAAAGGGCAAGGGGUCAUGUAGAUUGUGAUAUCCUAGGGGAAGAACAAGCUGUGGCUCUAGAACACCUGAGGCUCUGCUACGAUGGAAACAUUGAAGCUGCUGAGUUCAACACACUAAUAAAACUCUCGGGAGGGCAAGGUAAGUGGAAUGCUCUUACGAACACACAAUUCAAAACAUCAUUUAGAAGCAUCAUGUUGUCCUAACCAGGUCUUUUUCACUCAUAAUAGCUUGGAAAAUGCGGAAGCGCGAGGAAAAGGAGCGUACAAAACGAAAAUCAAAAACACCUUCGCAACAGACGUCAGAGUCCUGGCGGGAUAUGUACGAGUUUUCCACUUUGCCGUAUGUGCGAACAAUGCUAGGACAAGUGCAAGACGAUACAGGGACUUUUUACACCGUGAAAACAAAAAUGUCCCGAAUGCAUGAAAAUCAAUGGAGUUAUCACGCUGAUGUCAAUUUAGCGCUAGAACCUGACGAUUUGAAGGGUGCCUGGAGAUCUAUUUUGGCUUGUGGCAAAGCAAUCGAACGACAGCUAAAUAGUGAGAGUCUUGGUGAUAAAAAGCCAUUGCUCUGUACUUUGUUAACGUUUGUCAAUAAUGCAUUUGCUCUUCCUACUCCGGAAUCUUGUUUCGGUACACAYCAUGUUAUGAUUGAAGAAGUUUCCAAUACAAUGAUUUCCAUUUUGAAUCAUGUGAAGGAAGCCCAAAACAUUCACGCCGAAAUUAGAGAUAAAAUUUUUGAGGAGUCUAAAACUGGAAUCGAUAGCGAUGAUCUUCUCAAGUUUCUGGACACAAAAUAUAGUACUCUACCAAUUCGGUUGAGAGAAAUCGACAAUUUGUAUAAGUUUCGAGAGAUUGUAGUCAAAUGGGAAACCCGUCUUGUCCGAAUGCUCUCUGUAGACGAAGAAGAACUACUAGAAACUAAACAAAUGAAGAAUUACUUGAGAAUUGCGGAAGAAAUGGAAGAAGAAGCCAGGGCYCACGGCUAUAGAUCGAAGUCGUUGGCUCAACUCARCGCUCGACUCAAUAAAGCAUAUGAUCUGAGGAAUCGUAUUGUAGGAUGGGAAGACGCAUGGAGACAAGGAAAGAGGUCUACGAUCAAGACUGUCGCUGCGUUUGUUAAAGAGGCGAAGCGCAUCAAGCUAUAUUCUCCCGAAGUAUUGAAGAUCUUUGAAUUUUAUCGUGUUGCCGAAGAAUGGAUUGAUAGAGCAAACAUAGCCAUACGAUCCAAAAUAUCUCUGGACGAGAUGAAGAACUUAAUAUACCGAGGAGAAGAGAUGCCGAUAGAUUUAUCUGAUCACAUUGAUAAACUGAAGACGAAACUGCGUAUCGCUCAGAAGUGGCUAGAGGGACUCGAUGAGAUUGUACCAUGCAAAAAAAAUAACGAAGGRAAAAUAUUGGAAACGUGGGAAAACUUGCAAACUUCUCUGCAAAACGGGAAUCACAGUCGAUUAUCUGAACUAUCGUCGGAAGGAAAUAGGAUACCUGUUGAUAUAAUUGAUGUGAAAUUACUUCAACUUGCAAUCGAUGCAAGAAACUGGACUGUCAAAGCACAGAAAUGGACUCCCAACAAUACCGACAGCAAAAGAGGGAAAUUGUGUGAUUUACGGGAACAUCUAGAAAAGAUCAACUGUUUGCGUGGUAAAUUACCAUUACAAGAAAUUGAGAGAAAGAAUUGGAAACCUGCCGGGGAAUACGAACUAACAGCCAUUAUUACCGAUGCUGAUUCUUGGUUGGAGAAGGUACGGCGCCUAUAAAUUACCUUUGUAAGGACUCUCGUCUUUUUUCGAUCUAACGCUCUUUUCAUUUAUUCUUUGACAAACGUUUAGUACAAACACUUUUUAAGCAAUGACAAUCGCAAAAACGAUGUGCGGAGGUGUCUUUCAAUGGCGAAACUCAGGUCUAUUGUUCAAGAGGGAAAUUCGAUUUACGCCAACAUGGGAAACUCGAUCUCAAAAAUCUCACGUAUAUUGGUGAAUGCAGAAAAUUGGUAUGAAACGAAUCUCCCGAUUCUGAAAUGCUGCAGAAUUGCUCCAGACUCUGAUAGAGUGGAUCAUUUGCGGAAACCGGUUGUUGGGAUUCAUGAAAUGGCUGAAGCAGCCGAAGCAGCUAAAUUAGAUGUUUCGCUUGAGUUGGACGAAACCGUGAAGCUAAGAGAGCUUUUAGAAAGGUCGAACACCUGGAACGAUAGAGUUGCUUUGAUCGCUCCAAAACGGAAUAAACGUCACGGCAGAGGAGGUAGACCAAAAUUUACACUGAAAAAUUUAAUUGAUUUGAUUGAGGAGUCGUCAAGUCUACCGAUAGAUACAGAUGAGAAUGUGAAUCGUUUACAAAAUCAGUUGGAUUCUGUCGAAACUUGGAGAGCAGAGGCAUCGAAGCAGCUAGAGGAAAUUGUUUUUGGGUUUCAUGACCUGAAAUCUCAUGUUGAUGAUGUCUAUGGUGAGGCAGAAGACUACAGCAUYGAUAGAAUAUCAGAAACAGGUGACGCCGAUUUCGAGAGCAAGAAUGAUCACCCUGAGAAGUUGUCACRCGAAAGCGUAGACAUGGAUAAAAAGAAGAAUGAUGAUAAAUCGAACGUAAUCGCGACGGAGAGUAAGUCACCCGCCAUGGCGUCAAAGCAUAUCAUAGAUUCAGAUGAAGAAAUUUCAAAAUCUGUKCGGGGGUCGAAUUCCACUUUAAGGGUUCUUAGACUGAUCAAAGAACUAAACGACGAAGCAAAAGGUAUUAGCGUGAUCACAAUAGAAGGGGAAUUAGGGGAACUAAUGGACUCCGUGUCCAAAUGGUGUACUAAGUCUUUUAAAUACUUGAAUACACCACGAGAAGUAUUCGACAAAAGAUAUUUCGGCGCAUUUGAUAGAUUCAUCGUUGAAGGUCAAGAUCUGUACAAUAUGUCAUCGAACAACAAAAUAAGUUCUACCGAUACCCUCUCGAAUACACUCGAUGUCCGUCUGAACAAAGCAUGGGGGUCCGUUAUAAACGAUCAGCUUCGCAGGCUCAUGAUCUUGAAAACUGAGAGAGAAAAGUUUGAAGCUUGGUGUCAACGUGCAAGCCAGAUUCUUGCCGACGAAAAAAAGUUGACCGCGGAAAAACUGGCUGAGCUUGCUAAAGACAGUAGGAAUUUUCCAGCAAGUAAGUAAUUKAUUUGCGUUGACCAUGAUAUUUGCUUGUCACAACCAAGUUCUUACAUUUUGAUUCUCUCUAUUGAUAGAUCGGGAUCUUGUGAGCAAGAUUCGGGGACUGUCUGUCAAGUUUUCGAAAUGGACUAAAAAGACGAAAGGAAUAUUAGAAUCCAAUGAAAAAAUAAAUUUCCAUGACGCAAAGAGUCUUAUUGAGGCGGGAGAAAAGUUUCAAGUGCAAAGUGCAGAGCUCAAAAAGUUGAAAGGAGAAAUUAGAGCCGCUCGUAAAUGGAGUAGUAAAGCAAAGGAAUGCAAUCUUGAUCAAGGUUCCAUCCAUGUCAAUGAUGUAAAACAGCUGAUUGAUGAACACGAUUGUCUCUUAAUUGAAAUGCCCGAUGAAUUGGACAUUUUGAAGCAAGCUACUGUAGGGUAUUGUAUCUGCAGACGGCCGUACGAUGGAUUUAUGAUUGGCUGCGAUCACUGCGAAGUAAGUGUUUACAUUUCAUUCAUAAAUUCAUUCAUUUUUUGUUCAAAUUUUAUUGAAAGAUGAGAUCACUAACUCUAUUUUCGAUAAAUCUACAGGAAUGGUAUCAUGGUCCUUGUAUUGGCAUCAGUGAAUCAAAAGCGGAUAGAUUUGAAAAGUUUACAUGCAUCCGAUGCUCUACGAAAAAAAUGUUUCAUGCAAGUGCCAACACUGCGGUGGGGAUUGUUAGAAAGGUGAGUUUUCUUCACGACUUCAAAUCUUUAGGAGAACAUAUCUCACAUUCAACUUACAAUGUUUUAGUGGACAUGCCAUAAGGCAUUGAAGAAAGCACGGCAAGUCGAAUUUCAGAAAUUGCAGCGAAAAGACCGGAAAGAGAGGAAAGAGAUAGCAAAAUUAACCAAUAGCAUCAGGCAGUUAGAGGAACAGUUGUCACAAGCAAUAUGUACCGACCAAGCCGACAUGCAGUGCAGUAACCAAACAAAACUUGAGAAAAGAGUCGAUGAAGGUGUCAUAAUUGCCAAUAAUCAUGAUAAGAACGAAAAAGAAAAUCUAGGCGAACAGGUGAAAGGCCCAUCCGAAGAUGUUAUUUCCUUAAAAAUUGGCGAUUCAGAAUACACCCUUCAUGAUGAAAAUCCAAUGACUUCAAAUGAAACUUCAAAAAGGUUAUCUUGUCGUGGUGGGCAAACAUCUCAUUUACUGGAAAAAGAUAAGGGGAACAUGACUGAGGCUACAUGCCUUUCGGAAGGUGUCAUUUCCAAAGCAAAGAUCAAUGAGACUUCGAUUCCUGUGCCAAAAGAUGGUAAGAAUUUUUUUUUAUUUUGUUGUUCAUUAACUUUGAAAUAACUCAUAAAUUGUUUUGCUUUUGCUCGAAUGAAGACGAGAUCAUGUUGAAAAUCAAGAAGCUAAGAACUUCUCUAACCCAGUCCAGGAUAAGAUUGCAGAAAGUUACUUCUCAAUCACAGGAGAGGUCGCGUGUCGAAGCCAAGGAGGAUCAGCAUUCCAAUGCUCUUCGGGACUGGUGCCUUAAAAUUCGAUCUGAGGUGCUUGCACCUUCUACUGAGUCUCAAUCAAAACGAAACCAGCCACAAGCUAGCGGAAUCAUGCCACCCAUAAUGCCUCAAAUCAUUGGCGAAGCAAGAGAUUUGGGGGUAUCAGAUCUUCCAGAUGUAAAAAGGAUGAUAGAUUGCUUCAAAAGCCUUUGCUGGAGUUUCUCAGCGAUGACUAUACUACGUCACAAGCCAUCAAUUUCAGAUUUUCAACAUCUGAUUGCCGAGGCAUCUAAAUUCAAGAUGCCUGACGAAAAGGCUUUAAAGACCAUCAAGUUCAUGACAAACAAAGCCUCCCAGUGGCAAUCUAAAGUUCACAAGGCCAUCUCUCCAAAAAUGGGUGAAAAGAAAUCAUUCAAUGUGUCAAUAUUGAAAGGGCUCAAAUGCAAAAUUCAAGAGCUGCCUUUGGUAAUUCCAGAAGAAAGAAUGCUGCAAUUGGUGAUUGAGGAUGAUGGUGCUCGCCAUUGUGUAUGCGGGGGCGGACGUGAUGGAAAAGGAAUGMUUGAAUGCCUUGCUUGUCAUCAAAAUAUUCAUCUGGCCUGUGCAAUCAAGCAAAAAUCUAGUUUAGAAGGAAAAGAAAGAUGGCUGUGUCCUUGCUGCGGAACGCUCAAUAUUUCUGAAAUAAARCUUCAAGUUGGACAUGAUGCAACUGGCCUUGGAACCUCCGAGGUGCAAAAUGCGAAGUCCAAAGGUGAAGAAGCAUCACCUCACGCCCCAGAUCCAACCCAAUUGUGGCCUCCUUUUGGUCUAAAAAACUCACAAUCUGCUAUAGAAGCAUUUGGUUCCCAUUGCUUAGCAAUUCCUGACAUACACAAGUCAGAAUUAUACAGGGAUGCUAAAGUAAGGAUUCCUGCCGCAACAAGUUCUAUUGCACUCUUACAGAAAGCGGAUACAUCCACGAAAGUUUUUGGGAAAGACCAGACCUCAACAUCAGAUAUUCAAUCUAGUCUCUUCACCACUAUCGAGAACGUGCCACUUGAGACGAACUCAAAAGAAAUAGCAGCGAAGUCCUGUAAAGAAUCUUGCACAUCAGAUAAAACCAAGGAUGACCUGAUGGGACUCCAARUCAAGCCAAUGAAAAGUCCGUCAAACUUCAUUGAGACUAACCAAUCAAAAAUUGGGAUCAAUUCYAAUUUGAUCCUUCCACCUUUGCAGUCAAAUGGUCUAAACAGCAGAGUGGUCACCAAUGUUUCCAAUCUGUGUAAUGCUGUGGCAAAUCCUUCGAGUUUAUCAAGCACUCCUGAUAAUCCCUCUAGUACUCCUUGCUGUGCCAGUCAGUCAGAAAAAAAAUGGACUGACAAUGCGAAAAAUCCAAACAACACCACAUAACUUAGAGGUACGAGCAAAAUAUUCCGAAGGUAUAAUUAAUUCUUUACUUCGCA